This is a messenger RNA of Trichogramma pretiosum, 5863 nucleotides long. It is a transcript of the gene Rbcn-3B, whose product is annotated as WD repeat-containing protein 7. The coding region runs from base 674 to 5242 and encodes 1522 amino acids. The transcript is spliced from 23 exons. The record is from RefSeq and is a predicted model, not a curated record. NCBI's taxonomy places the organism in Eukaryota, Metazoa, Arthropoda, Insecta, Hymenoptera, Trichogrammatidae. Gene Ontology annotation, cellular component: cytoplasm. Gene Ontology annotation, molecular function: protein binding.
CGUUUAGCAGACUACGCACGCUCGAUCGACGCGUUUGCACGAUUGCCAUUUGCCGUCAUUGUGUAUACGCGCUUACAUAUAUAUGUGGAGCAUGUUUGCGUACGUGUAUAAGUCAACACACAUCAUUCAGAAACGCUGAAAAAACGUCGGAUCACUUGAGCGCGAGCUUGCGUAUGUGUACAACGGUGCAAGCAGGCUUUUACGUGGCUGCGCUCUCGUGUGUAUGCGUGCAUCUCUACUGCAAAAGUGAAGUCGAUCGCGCUUAGCGGUUUUGCAUGUUCAUAUACGAGCGCGGAAAUUCUCGGAUUUUUGGCAGCUCCUCGCCAGUAGUGAGGCACACGAUAUAGCAGUCAUGCAAUUUCACGUAUUACCUUAUCGUCUGUGUUAAUCGAUCGAGAGGCAAGGGUACACGGAGUUCAUGUGCCGAGAAGCUUAAUUAACAACCACGAUAAUGGCUAGCUGUAUUUCCCGAGUUUAUUGAUCCAAAGGCCACUUGUGUCUGCUCUGUCUGCGAAUUUCCUUACGCCGAGGGCUGCUUUUAUCAAUUGGUAUUAACCUUAUAAGCUAGCCGUUCGCAGCUGUAGGGAACAACACUUCGCUUAUAUAGACAAGACUGAUAAACAUCUCUUGGCUGAUCGUUGCUUUUCUGACUUUGCAUAAAUAAUCAGUAAUCAUGCCAGCUGGUAAUGGCUUGGUUAUUCCAAUUGUGCUAUGGGGGCGGAUUGCUCCUACGCACUGCAUAUCCUGCAUAUACCUAUCAAGAGACCAAAAGACUUUGGUCACUGGCUGCUAUGAUGGUCAGAUAUGUCUCUGGGCCAUGGAUCCAGAAACUUUAAAGAUGACACCAAGAUGUCUUCUUGUUGGCCAUACAGCUCCAGUAAUGUGCCUUAGUAGAGCUAGUGUUAUUAUGGAGCAAAAUUUCAUUGUUAGCAGCAGUGAAAACGGUGAAAUGUGCACCUGGGACUUGGUUGAUGGCAAAUGUAGAGAAAAUGUCAAACUCAACAAUGUUCACACUCAGAUGUUACCUUACGUAACUACUGGAGGAGAGGAUGUUAAAUUGUUUUGCUCAGGAUAUUAUCCUGAAGUACUGGUGAUGGAUCCAUUUAGCUUAGAAGUACUAUUUGCUUUGAGUUCUCGAAUGAACCCAGAUUGGAUCAGUGCUUUGCAUGUUCUGCGCCCGGCCAAACGGACAGGUCGGUUCUACGUACACUCAAAAAAUUUUUUUGAAGAUGAUGUGGUCUUGGCCAUUACGACUGCUGGCACUGUCAAAGUUUGGACCCUUCUGGGUUCAGAAAAUCGCAACAGUGAACCUUUGUUUGAGCAUGAAAGCAAACAAAUUCGAUGUGUGAACGCUCUAUGCCUGACUUGCUGCCCUUAUAAUCAAAGAACAGUACUCAUAGUUUGUUCCAAAUAUUGGCAGAUCUACGAUGCUGGAGAUUUUUCAGUAUUGUGCUCUGUCGAUGCACCUGUUGGAGAAAGAUGGAUGGCUGGUGACUUUUUAUCUGCUGAUCGAGUGAUUGUUUGGAGUGAUGAAGGACAUGGUUAUUUAUAUAAAUUACCAGCUAAGGUUUUAACACAACUUGAAAGCAAGCUGAAGGGCAAGGCUCUCAGCAGCAGUGUGGCAGAUAACAAGGAUUUCCAUACUGCAGCAAUAGAAUCAGAUCAACCUUAUUUAUACUGCACUCUGACGCAACCUGGUGAUAAACCUUUAUCGUGUCCACCUGCAAUGCGAUUGGUAACAGCACAGAGAGGUAGCCAAACCCAAAAAUAUCUUCUAAGAGGUGACAGUGAAGGAGUAGUGAUGCUGUGGACUGUACCAGAACCUACACAACCAUUGUCACAACCAGAACCUGGUCAGGACACGCCAAUUCUAGCUCCUACAUGUAAAACAAGUUUAACCUUGGCUUGGGAGGCUAUGAAGCCCUCUCCAGUUGGUAUACUGGACCAAUUAGAUAGUGGAGAUGGCCAUGGCAUAAAAUUGACAGCCAGUAUAUACUUGCCGCAACAAAGCAGAUUGGUAGUCGGGAGAGAAGAUGGAAGUAUUAUAAUUGUCCCAGCUACACAAACUGUGAUGUUGCAGUUGCUACACGGGAAUCAUCAGCAAUACGACGAUUGGCCUCCUCAUCAGAUUCUCAUGGGCCAUGCUGGUCGUGUCAACUGUUUACUUUAUCCACACGGUGCUCAUUCGCGAUACGAUAAAGCUCACUUGGUAUCUGGUUCAGUUGAUUUUGCAGUUUGCCUUUGGGAUCUUUACGCUGGAACGCUAAUCCAUCGUUUUUGCGUUCAUGCUGGAGAAAUAACACAGCUUCUUGUUCCGCCCGAUAUGUGCAGCCCAAGAAUACAAAAGUGCAUCUGCAGUGUGGCUUCAGAUCAUAGUGUUACCCUAUUGUCGUUGGCAGAAAGAAAAUGCGUCGUUUUAGCGUCGCGUCAUUUGUUCCCCGUUGUUACAAUUAAAUGGCGACCAGGCGACGAUUUCAUGAUUGUCGGUUGCUCCGAUGGAGCCGUAUACGUCUGGCAGAUGGAAACUGGCCACUUGGAUCGUGUUUUACACGGUAUAAUUGCAGAAGAAGUUUUGUACGCUUGCGAUGAGAAUACCUUGGCUACGAGUGGCUCUACUGGUGGAGGAGGUGGUGAGCUAGGUUUAGCCAACCCGGCAGUACAUUUUUUCAGAGGUUUGCGACAUCGAAAUCUCUCUGCUAUUCGUCACGCUACCCAACGUGGUCUUCAUCAACUGCAGCAGCUUCACGGAGGUCACGGCAACGAUCACGGCAAUCAAAUGAGAGCGAGAGGUGCUCCAUUAAACAUACAAGGCUUCCGUAGCAAUCCCAAAGAUCCAGAAAGCCAUAUAUUGUUUUUCGACAUCGAAGGCUUAAUAGUGUCAUUAUUGAGUGACGAGUACGCAGUCAUGUCGCCAAAUACAUUAGAAGCUAAAGGAUUAAUCGAAGCGUCCGAAUAUCAAAAGGUCGCUGCGCUUACGCAAUCUGUUAGUCCCGAUGCCCAUAAAAAAAUAGCAGACUUUUUUGGUCGCGUCAAGGAUAAGGCUGGUGAUUUGGAAAAGCAACUGAAGGAAAAAGAUCGACAUGGUAUAAUUGCUAAGAUGAAGGAAGGAGCUGAGAAUAUGCAAACUAAGAUUCAGGCCAAAGUGGAAAGCGUUGGCCUUAAGCCAUCGAAUCUAGAUGGCAAAGGUGAUGGUUGGAACAGCGAUAACGCUAAGGGCUCGCUUAAACGAAACGGUGCCUUCAGCGAGCCAAACAGCACGAUGGAGAUAGCUCAAUUACUUCUGAGUUUGCUGCAUGCCUGGGGUAUGGAUGCUGAUCUUGACAGAGUGUGUGAGAGCAAAUUAGGCCUACUGAGACCCAUGGUACCGGUUUCUUUCGGCGUCAUUUCUAAAGGUGGCUAUAUGUCAUUUUUGCUACCCACUUAUCAAACCCAUUUGGAGAGUUGCGUAACGGAACCGAUACCGCAAGGAGAGCAACGAUUGCCUAUGGAACUAGUCAGGCAAGAGAGACUCACUCGUGCCUUUACUAAGAGGGCUCACUGGGAACUAUCUACUACACUGACUAGUAAUCACUUGCUGGCUGUGGUUGCUCUUUCCAAUACGCUCAUGUCGAUGACAAAUGCAACUUUUGUCCCUGAACAAGAGAGGAAUCGUAAAUUGCAUCGUUUAAAUAGUAGACCGGUAAACUGGAAUAAGGUCGAAGAGGAAAACGAGGAAAUGUAUACAGCGCACCAAGCGCAGAUAAAACAGGGCUGGUCCUUGAUAGCGACUUUGCAUUGUGUUUUAUUACCUGACAAAGUGUCUACUCAGGGCGGCUCAAGGUCAUUUAAAAGACCACAAGUAGAAAUGAUGGCUCGUCGCUGGCAGCAUCAGUGUCUCGAGAUAAGGGAAGCUGCACAAGCUCUCUUGCUUGCAGAGCUAGGUAGAAUGGGAGUCAAAGGCCGAAAAGCUCUGGUAGACUAUUGGUCACCAUAUUUACCACAGUAUAGCACUCAAGAACCCAUUGCUCAACAUUCUCAAAACCAUAGUCCGCCACCGGGCAGUCCACCUCCGACGCACGAACCGCACGAGCCCGAAGACGACGACGAAGAAGAACUUGCUGAGGAACUCAGCAUAUCUAGAAAGCCGUCGAGUGUGUCGGAACUGAGACGAAAACAAACUACUGCCGUGGUUCUACUCGGAGUAAUCGGCGCCGAGUUCGGCCAAGACAUUGGACCAAACCAUCCGAAACGCGAAAACGACCAGCGUCGUAAGAGCUCGGUGGUUGAGGGCUUCGGUAUUGGCAACAAUAAUCUGUCGCGUUUAACCAGUAUGGCCCUCACCCACCUACUGUACUCGCCUCCUUCAUCAAGAAUGCCUUUGCACACGGCCCUGCGCAGAUCUGCCAUUGAUUUGAUCGGUCGCGGGUUUACCGUGUGGGAACCGUAUCUCGAUGUCUCUCGAGUACUUUUGAGUCUUCUCGAGAUGUGCUGUGAAGCAGACAAGCUUGUUCCAACUUUGACCUACGGCUUGCCCCUAACUCCAGCUGCAGACAGUUGUAGAACUGCUAGGCACGCACUAACACUCAUUGCCACUGUAAGACCGGCUGCUUUUAUCACAACAAUGGCUCGAGAAGUCGCUCGUUACAAUACGAUGGCUCAGAAUGCUCAAACUUUGAAUGUUAAUUUGGGUCAAAGCAUCUUGGCCAGAGCCAAACCAGAAAUAUUAAGAAUUGUUGAGCAACUGAUUGAAAAGAUGCAAAGCGAAAUGAGUGACUUGCUAGUUGAGGUCAUGGAUAUUAUUUUACAUUGCUUGGAUCCUGGACACUUGAAAACCAAACCUUUGAACGAAGUCUUCCCAGCUAUUUGUAAAUUCAAUCAAAUAAGCCACUAUCCGGCUCACCGUAGAAUAGCCGUUGGUAGCAAAACAGGACAUAUCGCUCUUUACGAAUUGCGUGGUACCGUAAAGUGUCAAACGAUAAUUGCACAUCAAGCUCCAGUAACUGCCCUAGCCUUUUCACCCGAAGGAAAAUACCUCGUUAGUUACUCUGUUUCGGAAAACAAGUUGUGCUUCUGGCAGCAAAUAAGUAGUGGAAUGUUUGGCCUUGGAAACUCUCAAACAAGAUGCAUUAAAUCAUAUAGUACCGCUCCAAUAAAUGACGUUUCCAGGCUUAAUCCAAUGAGAUUAGCUAAACUGAUCUGGAUUAACAAUCGCCAGGUUACCCUGAUGCUAGCUGAUAGCUCAGAAACUCGCUUUAACGUAUAAAUAUAUUUAUCUUGUCAAGAUCGCAGUUUUUGUGGUACGAAAAAGUAUAGAUACCAAGUUUUUUAAGCGUGCAGUAGGCAUGAAUGGGGUUUUACAUAUCUUCUGAAUUGAGUUUGUGAUUAGUAAAACCAAAAAAUAUUGAGAUUCACUUCAUUGCAUUCUGAAUUGAGAAAAAAAAAUUCACGAUAAAUUAGAGUUCAUGAAAGUACAAAUAAAUGAUAUUAACGAUAUCAACGUUUUUCAUAUUCGGUGAUUCAAAGUGGAUGUUUGAUCCAUGCAAUUUUUCCAUGUUUGUUGACUCUUGCGUUAUAGGUAAUAUUGUUAAUUGUUUUAUCCUGUAUUACAGGUAUAAGAAAUGUUACAUUAACUUGAUCUUUGCAAUCUAAUUUUAGAAAAAAAUAACGAACCAUUAAAAACCUUCUAUAAUAUUGAAUCAAAUAUCAAUGUUAUCGAAGGGUACGCAGAAAGUAAAAACUAAAACACCGCCCAGGUCUAAAUGUUAACAUUAAUCAAUAAAUUAUUGUUAAUUAACUUAUAGAAGAAUAAAUGCGUGAGCUUUUACGAUUUUUAAAGAUAUUACUGAAUGAAAUGAAAAUAUGUAUUUAAUGUUUUGAUGAGUAC